AUUUUUUUCUCUUUGAUCCCAAGCAAAAAUAUUUGUGGGUUUCACAUGCAUUAAAGUGUCAAAUUCUUUUGGGUUUGUUCAUUAAUUUAUAUUUGAAAAGCCUGGGGAGCACCAUUUUCAAGUUGAGAGCAGCAAUGUGUCCGAAGCUAGCACUUUUGUUGGUUGUUGUCCUACAUAACUAUGCCAUUCCAAGCUUCGGAUCCGACCCCGAUCCGGUUCUAGACUUUUGUAUUCCCGCCGCAGGGAUUGCAGGAUGCAAGAAUUCGUCGGCUGCCUCGGUCGACGAUUUCGUGUUUACCGGCAUAAAGUCCCCGGGGAAAUUCGGUGAAACAGGCUUAGCAGCUCAGCCAGUGAAUGUCAACGUCUUCCCGGGAUUGAAUACGCUAGGCAUGUCGUUCGUCCGAGCCGAUUUCGAAGUCGGCGGCAUCAACGUGCCGCAUUUCCAUCCGAGAGCGACAGAGAUCGCAUUCGUUCUUGAAGGAAGAAUCUAUUCCGGAUUCGUCGAUACCGAGAACCGGAUCUUCGCUAAGGUGAUUGAGAAAGGUGAAGUCAUGGUGUUUCCAAGGGGACUGCUGCACUUUCAAAUGAAUGUCGGAGAUAAGCCUGCAACCAUCUUGGGGAGCUUUGACAGCCAAAAUCCGGGUUCGGUCCGAAUACCAAACGCGGUAUUCGGUGCCGGGAUCGAAGGAAAGCUUCUGGAGAAGGCCUUUGGAUUGAAUUCCAAGGAGAUUGGCAAGCUGAAGAGGAAGUUUGCACCUCACUAGUUGCCAUAUUGUCAUUUUGCCAAUUGAUGCUAAAAUAAUUGUCAUAUUGUCUCUACUCUUGUAAGAGAACUUUUG
Molecule: messenger RNA, 839 nt
Organism: Hibiscus syriacus
Lineage: Eukaryota; Viridiplantae; Streptophyta; Magnoliopsida; Malvales; Malvaceae
Product: germin-like protein subfamily 3 member 2
Exons: 1
Coding region: 135-764 (209 amino acids)
Cellular component (GO): cell wall
Molecular function (GO): manganese ion binding
Source: RefSeq, a predicted model, not a curated record